Messenger RNA from Odocoileus virginianus texanus, 1702 nucleotides. NCBI's taxonomy places the organism in Eukaryota, Metazoa, Chordata, Mammalia, Artiodactyla, Cervidae. The record is from RefSeq and is a predicted model, not a curated record.
GGUCCCUGUGGCCGUGGGAAAUGCUGGCGCGCGCGGCGCGGGGGACUGGGGCCCUUUUGCUGAAGGGCUCCGUCCAGGCUUGUGCCCGCGCCCCGCGCCGCGCCUCCUCAGGAUUGCCCCGAAACACCGUGGUCCUGUUUGUGCCGCAGCAGGAGGCCUGGGUGGUCGAGCGCAUGGGCCGAUUCCACCGGAUCCUGGAGCCUGUGAGAACCGCUUCUGCCCGCCACGGGCCAGCCUGAAUCCCAAUUCCCUCACGACAUGGGGGGAUGGGGUGAGACCUUGGUGUGGGGCCUGCCUUCGCCUUUGGUUUCUGACACCCUAGGCCAAACCCGGCAGGGCCCAGAGUGUUGACCGUCAUACCCAUCUUAACACCUUUUCCUAUUGCCCUAGCAUCCCACAGGCCCCAUGUUGGGAAUCUUUUCUGUUCACCCUCUCAGUUUCACCUGUCUGUGUGGAGAAGGCUACUCUGCUGGCUCCUGUUCCCUUGAUUCUCCCUUCCCUUCAGAGGUCCAGCCUGACAUUCCGACCCUUACCUUCCCAUCUAUCAGUGUCGUCCAAGUCUUCUGUUUUCUGGGCAGAAUCUAUAGUGAUUGCCUACCCACUCCAAGCCUAGCUUGGACUCCAACCCUACAGUCCCAUGUCCUUCUGAAGACUUGUGACUCCUCUUACCAGGGCUUGAAUAUCCUCAUCCCUGUGUUAGACCGGAUCCGAUAUGUGCAGAGUCUCAAGGAAAUUGUCAUCAACGUGCCUGAGCAGUCUGCUGUGACACUUGACAAUGUAACUCUGCAAAUCGAUGGAGUCCUUUACCUGCGCAUCAUGGACCCCUACAAGGCAAGCUAUGGUGUGGAAGACCCUGAGUAUGCUGUCACCCAGCUAGCUCAGACAACCAUGAGAUCAGAGCUCGGCAAACUCUCUCUGGACAAAGUCUUCCGGGAGCGGGAGUCCCUCAAUGCUAGCAUCGUGGAUGCCAUCAACCAGGCUGCCGACUGCUGGGGCAUCCGCUGCCUCCGUUAUGAGAUCAAGGAUAUCCAUGUACCACCCCGGGUGAAGGAGUCCAUGCAGAUGCAGGUGGAGGCAGAGCGGCGGAAACGGGCCACAGUUCUAGAGUCGGAGGGGACUCGAGAGUCAGCCAUCAACGUGGCAGAGGGAAAGAAGCAGGCACAGAUCCUGGCCUCUGAGGCAGAAAAGGCUGAACAAAUAAAUCAGGCAGCAGGAGAGGCUAGUGCAGUUCUGGCCAAGGCCAAGGCUAAAGCUGAAGCUAUUCGUAUCCUGGCUGCAGCUCUGACACAGCAUAACGGAGAUGCAGCAGCUUCACUGACUGUGGCCGAGCAGUAUGUCAGCGCGUUCUCUAAACUGGCCAAGGACUCCAACACCAUCCUGCUUCCCUCCAACCCCGGCGACGUCACCAGUAUGGUGGCUCAGGCCAUGGGCGUGUACGGGGCCCUCACCAAAGCCCCGGUACCGGAAGCCCAGGACUCAGUCUCCAGCAGGAGCAGCAGAGAUGUCCGGAGCACGGGUGCGAGUCUUGAUGAGGAACUUGAUCGAGUCAAGCUGAGUUAAUGGAGCUGGGCUUGGGCAGGGAGGUGGGAGACGGGGAAGCAGCGCUGGCAGACUCUGGCUCUAGCCUCCCUGCCAGGAUUUGGGUUAUUAUUUUUUUAUUUGAACUUUAAUCAUGUAAUAAACUGGCCAGUGGCAAACCGAA